Messenger RNA from Galeopterus variegatus (Sunda flying lemur), 4210 nucleotides. Its product is annotated as LIM and calponin homology domains-containing protein 1-like. Gene Ontology annotation, molecular function: myosin II head/neck binding. The record is from RefSeq and is a predicted model, not a curated record. NCBI's taxonomy places the organism in Eukaryota, Metazoa, Chordata, Mammalia, Dermoptera, Cynocephalidae. The annotation marks the transcript as partial. The transcript has 13 exons. Gene Ontology annotation, cellular component: stress fiber. Gene Ontology annotation, biological process: regulation of focal adhesion assembly; positive regulation of stress fiber assembly.
GGCAGGAGGUGGACUGAGUGCACUUCAUGGCAUUGCAAGCUAAAUGGUCCUUUACGUGGUUUUCUUUUUCUCCUUUGUGCUUCUGGAUGUUACUCCAUUUCAGAGCCACAGCAUUUUACAACUACUGUGACUCGAUGCAGCCCGACCGUGGCCUUUGUGGAGCUUUCCUCCAGCCCCCAGCUGAAGAAUGAUGUGUCAGAAGAAAAAGAGCAGAAGAAACCAGAACAUGAAAUGAGUGGAAAGGUGGAGCUAGUGCUGUCACAAAAGCCGCCUGGCACGGCCAGUGUCCCGCUGAGAGUUCAGAACUCUUGGCGACGUUCCCAGUUUUUCUCCCAGUCAGCAGAUUCUCCAAGCAGUGAAAAGUCACCUGUAACUACACCCUUUAAGUUCUGGGCAUGGGACCCGGAAGAGGAGCGCAGGCGACAGGAAAAAUGGCAACAGGAGCAGGAACGUUUGCUCCAGGAGAGAUACCAGAAGGAGCAGAACAAGCUGAAAGAAGAGUGGGAAAAGGCCCAAAAAGAGGUGGAAGAGGAAGAACGCAGAUACUAUGAGGAGGAGCGUAAGAUAAUUGAAGACACUGUGGUUCCAUUUUCUAUUACUUCAAGCUCUGCAGACCAGCUGUCUACAUCCACCUCUAUGACUGAAGGCCCUGGGACAGUGAAUAAGAUGGACUUGGAAAACUGUCAAGAUAAAGAACAAGAGAGAAGACAGAAGAAAUCAUUCCAGGGCGAUGCCAAUGACUUAUUGCUUAAGACUAGGGGAAGUGAUCCACUGCAGGAGAAGGGCAGCCUAGCUCAAGAGGCCUUGGCUCAUUCUGAGAACGACGUAUUAAAAGGAAUCCGUCAGGACCAUCCAUUGGAUACACAGGCUGGGCCCCCACACAGUGGGAUGAACCCACAGCUAGCUCAGGAUCCAUCCCAGAAUCAGCAGGUAUCAAACCCACCAAUGCACAUUUCAGAAGAUGUGAAGCCAAAAACCCUCCUGCUGGAUAAAAGCAUUAACCAUCAGGUUGAGUCUCCGAGUGAAAGGCGGAAGAAGAGCCCUCGCGAGAGCUUCCAGGCGGGGCCCCUGUCCCCCUGUUCUCCCACCCCUCCAGGCCACUCACCAAACAGGUCUAUAAGCGGGAAGAAACUGUGCUCUUCCUGUGGGCUUCCUUUGGGUAAAGGAGCUGCGAUGAUCAUCGAGACCCUCAAUCUCUAUUUUCACAUCCAGUGUUUCAGGUGUGGAAUUUGUAAAGGCCAGCUUGGAGAUGCAGUGAGUGGGACAGAUGUUAGGAUUCGAAAUGGUCUUCUAAACUGUAAUGACUGCUACUUGCGAUCCAGAAGUGCUGGCCAACCUACAACAUUGUGACGUGGUUUUCAAGCUUCCAGAUGACUCACUCACCAUUUCUUCAUUGAGGGUGUCCCCUGGCAAUUGCUUAACAAAAUCCCAAGUUCAGGGGCUUCUCAGCAUUCAUUUAAUUUUUGAAAGCCUCUUCUGAAAGGUGUAUCUGUUCUUCUGUAGCACGGUGUUUGUGUUUCUCCUGGUUUUCUGUUUUGUUUUGUUGGGUUUUUGGUUUGUUUUUUUUUUGCAUUUGCACAGUAUAUGCAAAACAAUAUUGAAUUGUAAUGACCCUGAAUAGUUCAAAAAAGGUUUUAGCAUGGUCAAAUGGGCUUAAGGUUUAAAAUGUGUUAUUCUUUUCUUUGGGAAUUAGCUAAAUGAUGCAAUAAACCUUUUUUAUUUUAGUAUUUCUAGGAAUUAAACACUUUAUGUUUACAAAAUUGAGCUGCAGGAAGUGCAAGACAUGCCAAUUUGAGACAUGAGGUCUUCUAAGACAGGAGCAUAAAUUUGAUGCAUUUCAGAAACUAAACAUCACAGCAAGCUCUGUUUCUGAGCUGUAACUUGUUUUUAAUGCAAAGACACUAGUCUGUUAAUAUAUAAUGUAAUCCUGAAACAUUUGUGUUACUUCCCUUUUGAGAUAGAAGUUAUACCAAUAAAUUAUUGCACCAUUAGUAUUAGAUUUUGUGUACCUUGAAAGUUAUGUUGUUAAUAUAGGCUGGCCUGACAAAUAAAGAGAACCCUUGUGAUAUUGGCUAGGGCAUUGCCCAAGGGUAGGAAGAAACCAGAGGGAAAUAUUUGUCAUCAUUUCCAAAGUUAUUAACAAAACCUGGGGGGAAGUUUAAUCUUGAAGAGAGUGGUGGGUCACUCACAGCCGCGAGGCCUGUGUUGCUUGCUACUCUAUAGGCACCAGGUUGGGCAUCUUCAAUAAGAGACUGAAUAUGAGGCACAUGAAAUAAGAGGCGUCAAGACGGGGCCAUCAUUAGGUGUGAUCACCCUUGCCUGGAAGUUCUCCUUGAGGGCCCGGAACACAGGAAUUCAAAGAGAAGCGUUAAGUCCAUCCUAAUAGAAUCCAAAUGGCAUAUGAUGUGAUAAGCCACUGGUGAGUGACCAGCAAGAACCUACUGCUCAAAUUGUACCCUGCCCACUCUAACAGAUAUGUGCUCUCCUUCAUUCUCCUCCGUCACCUUCUCUUCUAUCAAGAAUCUUGGACCUUGCUCAUGGAGAAGUUGAGAGGGGAACUCUCCUGGACAGCUGGUUUAUUUUCUGCUCUGUGUGAUGAGUUUCAGCUGGCCAAGGAAGGAAUCAAAUUACUAAAAACAUCACAGUUUAGACCUCCAGGCUGUUUAUUUUUUAAGACUGGGGAAGGGGGAACUAUUUAUUCUGCCUUAAAAUGAUGGCAAAUAAGUGAAGAUGACAUUUUGUGAACGUAGAUUAUGGAUACUCUCCUAAUGGGCUAAUGUGGUCAUAAAAGGAGGUCAAGUAUAUGUUUUCCUGUUAUACAGUAAUUUCUUGUGUCAUUAAGUAUGGCUAGCAGUUAUUUAUUUACAUGCUAGAUGAUUCCUUGCAUGUGGGUUUCAUGUAGGUGCAGAAACUUCCUCAGCCACUGGAGGUAUUUUGACCAUUUUUGUCAUUUGGAUGAGCUGUUAUUAGAUUGAAAUUUACACAUCAUUUUAUUAAAAAUUGUGCCUUAGAAAAUGCAAAGCUGUUGCACAUAGUCAGUGAUGAGUUAUGGAUACAGUACAUUGAAGAGAGAGGAAGUCACUUCCAAGUUCCCAACACUUCUCAUGGAGGUGUUUGAUGUUUUACAGGAAAAAUAAUUGGGAAAAAAAAAGUAUUAAAAAGAAAAAGAAAAAAAUUUUGAAAAUGUACAGAUUAAGUCCAAUAUUUUGAUUAACCAUCUGCAUGUUUUAUUAAAUAUUUUGAUAAUGUGGAUGUUUACACUUUGCAUGAUAUUAGCAGAGUACUUUGCCACAAAUAAUGCACAAAACAUGUACAAUAUGGUCAUUCAUAACCGAUUUUUAUAGAAUACUUUAUACAUGUGGAACUCUAUCCAUUAUGUAAGGAUUGUAUGAAUAUUGCACAUUCUCUUCUGGUUUCACAAACUCAUUUAUACAUAUUUCUUAGUGAGACUCAUUGUACAUGUAUUGAAGCUAGAAUUGAGUCAAGAAAAAUAAAGCCCCAUUCUCCAACUGCAAAAUGUGCUUUCCCAUAAUGAACACUAGUCACCAGCACAGAAUAAUCUCCAACAUUUUCUAAAUUCUAAUUGCCAACUGUUUCUAUUUAUAUUUGAUUUAUAUUUCAUUUGGAGUCUGUUACAUGGCAGCUUAGGCAGACUAGAUCUUGUUUUUUCCAAUGCAGCAUAAUGAGUAUGAUCUAUUUCUUUUCAAAUAAUCUUUGAGAUCCCAGGGGAAAAAAAAACGCUCUGCUCUGUUGAGCUGUAAUGUAAAUGUGUUUGUUUAAAAAACAUAUGAGGCAAGAGAAUGACUUAUUGUUCCAGAGGAAGUAUAUAUGAUUUUUUCUCUCAUACUCCAAAAGCUAGUCCCUUCUCUUUCUUAAGAAAAAAUGGGUAACUCUUCAUUUUUCACUAGCAAACUUUCAUGACAUUUCCUCAUUCUUUCUAUGUAGUGUUAUUAAUGCAAUACAAAUUAUAGUUAUCUAUACACAGUGUAAGAUUUAAAGAACUGAAAUGAUCCUCCUCGUAUGUGAGUCCGUCCAAAAGGUGUUACUGUUCUGGGUGGGCCAAUGUUCUAUAUCAGUUACACUAACUUUCAUUUAAAAUAUUUAUUCUAAAACGCCUCUGAGAAAUAGUAAAAAAUAAAAAUAAAAAGUUGUCUAAAAUGCAACAGCUUUUAUAGUAAAUGUACAUUUAUAAAUAAAAUACUCAAAUCAA